Aureobasidium namibiae CBS 147.97 is the source of this 1173-nucleotide messenger RNA. Its product is annotated as pectin lyase-like protein. Lineage: Eukaryota; Fungi; Ascomycota; Dothideomycetes; Dothideales; Saccotheciaceae. Gene Ontology annotation, biological process: cell wall modification. The transcript has 2 exons. The coding region runs from base 1 to 1173 and encodes 390 amino acids. Gene Ontology annotation, molecular function: pectinesterase activity. The record is from RefSeq and is a predicted model, not a curated record.
AUGGUCACUACAAAGUUCGUCCUUUCCUUGCUUUCCUUAGGCCUCCUGGGUACAACCCAAGCCUACAGCCGAGGCGAAUGCCAAUACCCAACUCAAAACCCUCUCCAAGGUUGUCCACAAGGAACACUUCUGGUGGGGCCCAAAGCAGAAUUCACCAGCAUUCAAUCCGCAGUCCUCUCAAUCCCCAACAACACAGUCCCAUACUACAUCCUCAUUCUCCCAGGCAACUACACCGAACAAGUCAACGUCACACGCCCAGGCCCUUUGACUCUGCUUGCUCAAACCAAAUUUCCAGAUGACAACACCAAGAACACAGUCAAUGUAAUUUGGCACAAUGCUACAGGAACAGCCAGCACAGGAAGCUAUGAUAACGCAUAUACAUCUACACUUACCGUAGCGCCGACUUUCAACAGCAGUUUGACUGGCAGCGGACCCACUGGCAACCACGUUCCCGAUGGCACACCAUUCGGCAACACGGAUUUCAGAGCCUACAAUCUGAACUUCGUGAAUGAUUACUUGCCCUACUCUGCUGGGCCUAGUCUGGCAUUGAGUGUGAGCUACGCAAAUACUGGGUUCUACUAUUGUGGCUUCUACAGUUAUCAAGACACCGUCUACAUCGGAAAACUGGGCAACGUGUACAUGUACAACAGCACCAUAGCCGGCCAGACAGACUUCCUCUACGGCUUCGGCACCCUCUGGAUCCAAUCCUCACUCCUCUCCCUUCGCGGCUGCGGCGGCGGCAUAACAGCCUGGAAAGGCACGAAUACCUCUUUCCCCAACGCUUACGGCGCAUACAUCCACGAUUCCUCCGUCAAAGCCGCAAACAGCUCUCUUUCCAUCGUCGGAAAAUGCGCGUUGGGUCGCCCUUGGAAUGCAGCUCAUAGAUCUAUCUUUGCGAAUACGUAUUUGGACGACUCGAUUGAGAGCAGUGGGUAUAUCAAGUGGAGUGCUACUGACCCGAGGUUUGGUGUCAAUACGACAAUGGCUGAGUAUAAGGAUUUCGGACCUGGGUGGAAUGCUACGGGGAGAGCAGCAGCGAAUAUUACGAUUGUGAUGACGGAUGCACAGUAUGCUCCCUACAGCACUUUGGAGAAGGUAUUCCAGUUCCCUUUUUCGGGAAAGUUUGGAAAUACAAAGUGGAUUGAUAGAAAGUCACAGGUGCAUGGUAAUUGA